Coccinella septempunctata (seven-spotted ladybird) is the source of this 675-nucleotide messenger RNA. Its product is annotated as cysteine-rich PDZ-binding protein. Gene Ontology annotation, molecular function: microtubule binding; PDZ domain binding. Gene Ontology annotation, biological process: cytoplasmic microtubule organization. The transcript is spliced from 2 exons. The coding region runs from base 173 to 475 and encodes 100 amino acids. The record is from RefSeq and is a predicted model, not a curated record. Gene Ontology annotation, cellular component: dendrite. Lineage: Eukaryota; Metazoa; Arthropoda; Insecta; Coleoptera; Coccinellidae.
CACCUCUAUGUCAAAUGUCAAUCACGAAACAUCAAAAUAUGUGAAUGUAAAUAAAUAUUAGAACCAAAAUAUUAUUAUUAUAUCUUUGAAUAGACCCCUGAGACAAGAUAACAAUUGUCUCUGUUUUACGGAUAUUUUUCAAUUGGAAUUAAUUGAAUUGAACUUCAGUAAAAUGGUAUGCGAAAAGUGCGAAAAGAAAUUAGGUAAAGUUAUAACACCUGAUCCAUGGAAAAGUGGAGCACGAAAUACUACUGAAGGUGGUGGAAGAAAAGUAAAUGAAAACAAAGCCUUGACCGCGAGUGUUAAUAGAUUUAAUCCAUACACUAGCAAAUUCGCAACAUGUAGGAUAUGUCGACAGAAAGUACAUCAAGCAGGAUCACAUUAUUGCCAAGCUUGUGCUUAUAAAAAAGGAAUUUGUGCUAUGUGUGGAAAGAAAAUGCUGAGUACUAAAAACUACAGGCAAUCUUCUGCAUAGUAUGACUUUGUUUUAUAAUCUAUUGACUAUAUAGGGAUCAAAGGAAUAUUCAUGUUCGAUAUUUAGACUUUCAAGUUAUUUUUAAUUUGUAUAUUUGUUACCAAUAAUCUAUAUGGAUAAUACCAACAAUUGUUAUGUGAUUGAAUUCAAAAUAAUGUCUUCUAAUUUAAACCUAAUGAAUAUCAACCUACACCACUGGA